GGAGGGGGGGGCGUGGUCGGCGGGUGCAGAGACCGGGGGAGCUCGGUGUGGAGGGAGCGACCCGAAGACACCGGCUGGGCUGCAGCCUCCGCCCGCACGGCGCCCCCCAUCUCUCCCUGGCCGGGAGGGGGCUCGGUCCCUCUCGCGGGGGUCAUGGAUCCCAAGCGCCUCCCCAAGAGAGCCGCCCCGGACAGCCGGCUCUACUCCCCUCCGCCCGGCUUAACAGCGGCCGGGCCCUGCUGCCCCGACUGCAGCCCCCCGUCGGCUGCCCACCGGCACGGGCUGUACUGCGGGGUGAUCCAGGCGUGCAAAGCCCCCGCCUCUGCGGCCAGCAACGCCGUCUACACGGUGCUGGUGGAAGAUGCCCUGCUGCGGCGGCGGCGGCGGCGGAAAAGUAGCGAGGACGCGGCGGUGGCCAACGGGCUCGAGGGGAAGAGCCCCGGCAAGGGCCGGGCCAAGCAUUUGCAGAAGAGCUGUAAUGGCAAGGUGCUGCUGGAAGAAGUUGAGCCGAGGGGCCUGACGGACACUCUGGUGCUGAAUGGCAGGAAGGUGGAUGAGCGGCAGGGCCUGCCUGCCAUGGCCCACAGCCAGCUGGAGGGAUCGAACAAGGAGGCAGCGCUGCGACUCCUCACCGUGGGGCUGGAGCAGCGCCCCCCUCUGCAUUCGGCCUACAUCCCGGUGCCCAGGCAGAGAAAGCUGUCAGGCAAGGCGGGGAUAGAUGAAGUCAUGGCAGCCGCAGUUCUCACCAGCCUGUCCACUAGCCCUCUAGUGCUUGGCAACCCGCCUGGCACCCUCAGCCCAGCAGAGCCCAGCUGCGAGGCCUGGAAGGAGGGUCCUGCCAUGUCCUCCAGCUACAGCAGCAGCAGCAACAACAGCGGGGACUGGAGCUGGGACCCGCCGAGCGACCGCUCCACCCCUUCCACCCCGUCGCCGCCGCUCUCCACCGACGUGGCCAAGAGCUUCCUGCCGGCCCCCCAGCUGGACGAUGGCAUCGAGGAGACCGAAGCGACCCACUUCCUCUUCGGAGACCCCAUUCCCCGGAAGAGGAAGCCGCAAAGCCGACCUGGAUCAGAGCGACGGCGAGGAGGACUUUUACUACACGGAGCUGGACGUCAACGUGGACUCCCUGACAGACGGGCUGUCCAGCCUGACCCCUGUCUCGCCCACCUCUUCGGUGCCCCCGGCCUUCCCUGUCCUGGAGGUGCAGCGAACCCCGCCGGUGCUGGUGAAGCCCGAGGACUCUGUGGAGUCUUCUCUGAGUCAUUCAGCUCCAACGAGCCUGUGCCAUGUCCACACGGACCACGCCUAUCAGGUGGGCCAUGUGGAAAAGCAGGGCUGCCUGACUGCGCUCCGCCCCGUCGGCGUGGGAGAGAAGCGGCCGCAGAUCCCUCACCCGACCGUCACCGCGGCGCCCCCCUCUGUGCCAAAGCCAGCCACGGGCACCAGGAAGCCCCGCGGCGAGGCCAAGAAGUGCCGCAAGGUGUACGGGAUGGAGAACCGGGACAUGUGGUGCACAGCCUGCCGGUGGAAGAAGGCUUGUCAGAGGUUCGUCGACUGAGCGUCCCCCUGCCCCCCACACCUGGCCCCGCUGCCCGAGCCCCCAGGCCCCUCUGGCUCCAUUGGAACCGCCGAGCUCUGGAAAGUCAGCGUCAACGCUUUCUUCUUGCACGUUUUGCACUUCAGGUGCCUUCGAGCCCCGACCCCACCUCCUGGCCCCCAGGGACUCGGCUGUGGCUAGCCGGAAACUGCCCCGGACUCAGGAAAAAGGAGCCCCUUGGCCUGCAGUUGCUCUGAGGAAUUGUAGGGCGGUGAUGCUAGGCGUGGCGGGGAGGGGUGAAAGGAAGGGGCUGUCCUUGAAAAGGAAAAACUCAUUCCCCCUCCACCCCGAUUGGUGCGACACGGCUCCCAACGCCAUCUUACGUCAGGUUUCCUCCGGGAUCGGGCCCCUGAGAGCCAUUCGUCUGGCGCUAUAUUUUUGUUUUUAUGCGGAGCCUUGUCCUGUCUCCUCCCCGCCAGCGUCGUGCUCUUGCCUCUUGGAAGCUUUACCCUGACACACACGUACGCACGGAGCUUUUCUGAUCACUCUCUUUUGGAAAUAAGCUAUUUUCUCUUCCUUCACUACGUUCCUCCCACCGUCUGACUGCCUUCAGGGAUCUGGCCGAGCCAGGGAUGUCCGUGCGCUGGGAUCCGGCAGUGGGAGGCCAGUAUCAGCCGCCAGCUCCGUAUUGCGCCGGGGGAAAGGAGGGGAGCGGACCUGGUGCUGUGCACGCACGGGAAGCCGAGAGCUCCUUUGCCUCGUGGUUUUUGCUUUGGAAUCGCGCCGACCACAGUUCGCCACCGAAAUGGACUUUAGACCAAGAAAAGGACCCAGCUCGGCCUCCCGCUGCAGCCCGCUGGGAUGGGCCGAGGUUCCAAGCAGCGGUUUUCUACCCUUCUUUUUUAUCUCUUGGUUUUAAGGUGCCAUGUCCGAUCUGAGUCCUGACUCUGGUGGGCUAAAACACCCAGCGUCCCUGGGGCAAGGGGGGACGGUGCUGUUAUCUCCCCCACUCCUGCAGGGAAUUCUCGAUUGGGGGGGGGGGUGAGAUGGACUCAGCCACAGAUGCCUCAACCAUUUGAAGAUGCUUGUGUGGUCAGAUCUUUGAGCUCUGUGUCCACGAUGGACACGGGGGGGAGGAGGGGGUAACCCUGCCUAAGAAUAAGCUGUGCCUGGGAAAAGCGGCCUCUCUUGACCGUCCUUUUCUGCGUGGAAAAUGUGGCUCACUACCUGCCCCUCCCCCAGCCGCACCUGUUCUGUCGCCCCUCUGCGUGCGGAGCCCAGCUCUCCGGGUGCAGAGACGGGGGACUUGUGGCCACCCAGAAUGAGGUAUUAAAGUUUUUUUUUGUUUUUUUUUAUAAAGGAAAAAAAAAAAACCCCGACUCCCGUGGCAACGAGAGCGCCCGGAAGUGCCUGCGUCAACGCGCCCAUUUGCACUAAGCCAAACUGCACAAAGAGUUUUCUUUAUUCUUUUCUUUGUGUGUGUGUUUUUUUAAUAAAAUAUAUUAAAGGUUGUAUUUUAAAUAUUCCCUCCCAGGGCACGAGAGAGAGAUGGAGAAAACCCUCAUCUCCUUGCUUUCCAAAAGCAUGUCUCUAGAUUUGUUUCUGUAGGGACUAUAUUUCCCAGAAUCCUUUCUCUUUCCCAUCACCUCCUACCCCCUUUGGACACCCUGUUUAUAAGCAAGCAGCACUGGUUGCUGGGAAAUGUAGUUUUCCCUUCGUGCAUUUUUUUGUGUGUGUUUGCCCUGCAGUCUUGACUGCAAGAACCCGGCCAACGUCCAUUGGAAUUUGCCUUGGUCGUUAACGUCCGAGAUAAUCCCCCCAAAAUCCAUUUGCUGGAUGCAAAGAUGCGAGUCUGUGUGUGCGUGUGUUUACGAAGCUGUAUUUUGUAAGAUUGUUUUUUCAAUGUUUGUAGCCUGGCUCAAUUCUAUGUCUGUUGUUGUUGGUUUUUUGUAAACAAAACCAAUUGUCUGUGCCCCAAGUGGCCCGGCUGAGGUGGAUUUGAAUGGAAAAAGCUCCCUAUUCUGAAUGUAUAAUGAAUACUCCUCUGCUGCCUUUUGUGCCUGGGCAGUACGGUCUGUGCCGGGGGAAUACUCCAGAGCUGUGGGCCUCGGCAGGGUGCUUAGGCAGGUGUCUAGUUUAAGUACAUUAAGUGGUGCUAAGGAGACCACUGAAAUCCCGCUUACGCCCACAGUGUAGGUGGGACUUGGGGGGUGUCCAGAGAGCCACUCUUGCUGAAACUUGUGCACCAGCAGAGACUUGUAGCACAGCCCGGGGAGGCAGGUUUUCUGCUGCUCUUCCUGCGGCCACGUGCUUGGGCUGCGACUAGCGCUGGCGGAGUGAUAAUCACAAGGACAAGGCUUUCGAGAGUAACCCGCGAUUUUCGGGCAACUGACCGGAGCUGCCUUCUUGGGCCCUGAUUUUCAGCACUGAAAAUCCAGGCCGCUCUUAAGGUAGCUCACGUCGGGCCCCUGGCCUCUCUAGGCUUAGAAUAAUUUUCACCAUGGGCUCUCUCCUGGUAUUUUAAUGGUAAACGAUUUGACAGUUUCCCUUUGGCACAAUCCUCGCUUUGCCUCACCGGGGCAGGUGAUGAGGGGCUUUUUCACACUCAUGACUUUUGAAUACCCCCAUGCGCCCCAUCUGUCCCCCCUCCCUUCUGCUUGUAAGUUGAUCAUCGCCACUAGCCCUUGGUCCUAGGCUGUGGGUGAACAAUUGACCGAUUAAAUGUGGGGACUUUGUGCAAUUUUCAAAACUGUUCGCUCUCCCCUUCCCCCCCCCCCUCCCCGGGUACAGUGUGUGUGGAGGGUGGCUUGGAGGAGAGAAAGCGUGUGUGUGGAGGUUGCCCUGGCCAUAGGCUAUCUGCAGAAACCCCUGCACGGAAACACGUUUGGAAAUAGUUCAGUGACUCAGCCCUUCUACACCACGCGCCAGACAUCAAUUAAUCUCCCAGCAGCUCUGUCAGCAACAAUCAUUAAGAUGGGGAAACUGAGGCAGUGGGCUCGGGCCUUGCCCAAAGCCACAGGAGUCAGUGUGAGAAAGUCUUCCCUUCGCGGCUCCCGGUCUGGUGCAUAGGUCACUGCCUUGUGUUGUUGCUAUUUUGUUCUGCUGGCAGCUGCCUAAAGCACGUCCCGCUUUGCGCUGGCACCCGGCUUAAAAAGCCAAAGGGGAAAGUGAUCUUGAGCAUUUCAAGGCCCUGCUUGGGCAGGGUCCCGCCUCCUUUAGCGCUGCUCUCCCCCUUGUCGCAGCAGGGCUGCUCCUGCUUGCUGUGGGUCCAGCCCUGGAAACCUGCAGCGUUCCAGUCACGGGUGUGGCAGGUCACCGUGGUGAGAACUGGUCUGCAGGGCUGGCCCCUCGCGAGUGCUUCCAAUCUCCAGGGGUUUCGUAGGGACAGGAGGAAGUUUACAUGUUCCAUCUGCUUCAGCAGGUUGAUUGUUUCCAGGGAGGUGAGGGCUUGGCGUAGCCAAGUGCCGGGCUGGGAAUGGGUGUUCCGUAACCAGGGAGGACGAUCUGAUGGGGUGCACGGAUCCAGGUUGUUUUUCUACCACACCCACAGACUUGCUGCAUGGCUUUGGGCAAUCAAUCCUCCUGCAUCUGUUUCAGUGGGAGUGGGGAUCCAGUGCACCUCACCCCUGUGUAAAACAAGGAUAAUGCUGGCUACCUCCAGGGGACAACAUGAGACUUCAUUCACAGAUGGGUGUAUGGUGCUGGGAGACUUGGCUAGGAGUGGUGGCAGGCCCGUGUGUGUUUGUAACUCGGGUGGGGGAAAGGGAGCCCUGCUCAGGUCUGUAUUAGUGUGAAUGCUGCGGGGGAGCUCCUGAAUGUGAAAGGUGCAGGACUGGGAGUCAGGGCCGUAGUUUGGGAGUGUUCAUCUCGUGUGUCUGGCUGAGAAGUGACUCCAUGGAGGAACGCUGUGUCCUGGUUUCCAUCCUGCAUGGAUUUGGGGUGUAGCAAUCGCCUGCACAAACCUGCCCUCUUUGGGUGUGUUUAAAACAAAAAUCAGCCCCCCUCCCCCACCCAUUAAUAGAGCUCUGAUUGGUCGGAAGCACAGGAAGAAAACAGUAGCGGGAGGGUUGUGGUGUGGGAAUGCCUAGCGCAGUGAUUCCUGGCCUGGUGUGGGUGUGGAGGGGUGACUGUAUGUUUUGGGGGCGGGGGUGAGCUGUGGGGAUUCUAGCCUGAUGAUGCUACAGCUGCCCAUGUGAUCAAACUGGGGUGGGGGGGGAGGUUGGUUUGGUUUAUUUUUUAAGUAAAAAAAAAAUAAUCCUGAGAAUUUUUUAAAGCAUUUUAAUGGUUCUCUGAAUGUUCAGUGGCGUUUUCCCAUUGUUGAAAAACGUCACUGAAAACUCGGUUGGAAGUUUUGCCAGUUCUGCUGGGCAACAGUCUGAGGGGAGGGCCGGGAAAGCAAAGUCCUGGGACACCUGUUUCAGAAUUGCCGCCAUCUUUUACGGCCCCUGAAGAAUUCCCCAAGAUGGCCGGAGAGACUUUAAUGGCUGCAGCUCCCUCCUGCUUGCUCAGCUGGUGCUGUCCUUGGUUCUUGUCAGGCUCCGCUCAUGGGAGCUUCGUCCGAUCAUUCUUGAUCUCCUGCCUCCGGUCUCCAGACCCCUGGCUCAGGAUGGUUCAGAGAGCUAGUGUUAGGAUGGCUUUGUAGGGGGGGCUCUGACUAGCCAUGGGCCUAUGCCGGAUCCUUCCAGGGGAGAGGGGUCGGGAUGCAAACCCCAGAUCCAGCUGGUGCCCGCUCUAUUUCUCAGCUGAUCUGGUGGGAUCAUAUGGAGAGCUCAGCGGUUUGAGCAUGGGCCGGCUAAACCCAGGGUUGUGAGUUCAGCCCUUGAGGGGGCCAUUUAGGGAUCUGGGGCAAAAAAAUUGGAUGAUUUAGUGGGGGAUUGGUCCUGCUUUGAGCAGGGGUUGGACUAGAUGGUCCCUUCCAACCCUGAUAUUCUAUGAAUCUGCUGCCAAACCUUCCCCUCACUUAUCCCCAGCUAGAACCCCUGGCCAGGUGCCUCCUUGGCCAGCUCCGGUGCUCAGACUCAGAGCAAGGUGAUGUGGGGCUUGGCGCAGAGGGCCCCGGGCAGCAAGGCAGCGGAGCAGCCGGUGGGGCAGUAUCCCAGCACGGUUCUAUAGACUGGAGCUCACCCACCCACGCUCCAGGACGGAUCAUUCUGAGCUCUGCUGUUCUGGGCUAUUUUCCUCCUAAAGCCUUUUUCUUCCCUCUCAAGCUCCGUGGGUCCAUAUUCGCCCCUUGCCCCACCAUUCCUGAGCUUCCCAGCCACUCAGAGCUACUGGAUCCCGCAGAACCCGCUGUCUCUGGGGGAGCUCCCGGGGAAGGCUGGAGAGUCGCAUGCCCCCGGCUUCUCUCAGGGUAGAACACUGCAUGGUGUAGCGAGGACCUCGCACUAACCCUUGUCCGCCGCCGGGGCACAGGUUCGAAGCUGGUGCUGGUCUGUAGUCACCAGAAGUCUCCCUUUGAGGGACCCUUUGAGCCCUGCCUGUGGUGUGCCAAUUCUGAGGGUAAAUCAGGGAGUUUGGGGCCUGGGAUUGGCCCUGCUCACUAGCACACAGCUCACUUUUCUUAAGAAAGCGAAUUUGCACUGUGAUUUCCCCAGACAAAGUGAGGAGGGGAGGGGAGGGGUGUGCCUCUUGCAGCCACGGGCAAAGUGGAGAAGCAUAAUCCCAGGGAAGGGGCUGCCCAAGCAGCAGGGUCAGUGCUGCUGGCACCACUGGGCCUGGUGCGUUAAUGACUGUUUCAUUGCUUUCUUCAGCAUGUUAAUCCCCUUUUGCUGGAAGAUCUCCCCACGAAUUCCCAGGACCUCCUCCCGUAGGGCUCGGUUCCUGCUUCCCCGGCUCAGUGGAAGUAGGGUGGGAUCCUAGCAUUGUCCCAGGUGACAGCACUGCACACUCGAGGAUUUCUCCUGGCGGGGGGAGUUUGUCUGGGCCUCAGGCUGGUUUUGGCAGGGUUGCAGUUCUAGUGCGUGGCGGGUCUCAGCGAUACGAUAAUCCUACAUCCCCAGGUGCAGGCCUGGUGUCUUUUAAAGGUCCAACGGGCGCAUCCACUGGAAAUAGUAUUUAUGGGGAAGUGGUAGAAAUGUUGCCUAAAGCUAGCGUGCUGAGCAUGGGACCGGCCUGCAGGGGGCAGGUCGGCCCAGGCUGGAGGGAGCGGGGUCAUCCCAUGGGUGCUGAUCGUGCUCCUAAGCCAUAAAGCAGAGAAUAGUCUCUUCCCUGCCCAGUGGGAAAACCCCUCUGUGGUUUGCUAUGCAGGGUCCUGGCUUGACGGGUAUCAAGUGGAGAUGGGGCCCUGCUGGCAGGGCCGUGGGUGUGAUGGGGGAUGGGGCUGUGACACGCAGCUGGCUGGAAUUGCUGUCUCAGCUCCAGGUUGUAGCACCCAUGGGUCCCUGCACGGGGAGGGUCGGUGCAGGUGGCUGCCCAAGGAAUCCUGGUGGCCUUUUUCCUUUCCCUGGUGGCACUUGAUACAAGCGAGCUUAAUGCUGCGGGAGAACAGAGCUGCCAAUGCUACCUACCUGGCCAUGGCAAAUGCAAGUGACGGAGGCUUCUGCGCCUUCGUGGCUUUGAACGGCUUUGGCUGGCAGUGCCACCCUCGCCCCAGAGAUUGGCCACCAGCUCCCUGCCCUGCGGGGACCUUUCACCAAUUCUAGCUUCACUGCUGCUGCUCACAGAGGUGUCGCCUCCGGCUUUGUGCGGCGGGGGAAGGUAACUGGUUGCAGCGAGUGCCCUGACGGAGCGGUGUGUUCUCCCAAUGCAAUGGAUACGUUCUUUGAGCCAGAUGAACAGGGAAUACGUAUCAGAUAUUUGGGUGGACCGAAGAUGUGCUACGUACUAGCCACACUCCGAACGCCCGCAUGCCCUCUGUACAGGCAGUCACAAUUCAGGGGACUUGAGCCAUCCCCCUCCCUAGAGGUGAAUUUAGCUCUGACCUGUGUGAACCUGCUGGCCAUCGGGCAAUGAAUGUAGCUUGUUUGUUUCCCAGGCUGCGUGAUGUUACACAUUUCUCUGACCGUGUGGGACACUGACAGGUUCAUGCACUAGGGGUCUUUGUAGGUACUGAUGCUUUUUGCAGCUGCACUGAAGCAGGGUUGGGGGUCCCUCUGCUUGGAUUUCCUGUCCCUUGUCUGGCCCUCGUGGGUUCCUUUAGGAACCUGAGGUCCUGGCUAAGACCACAAAGCUUGGGCAGGAACGGGUGUCAGACCAGCCCUUUCUCUAGUCCCUGUCGCCUACCCUGUCCACUGUUGAUUACAGGUACUGAGCCUGCAUUGCAAACUAGCCCCAGUGCCCUGGCAGACAGCUGCUCUGUGGGGGAAGAAUGCACCAGGGCCCGUGCAUGAGCUGAGCCAGCACUUCCUUCCAAAGAGGGCCGAGUGUAUCGCGAAGGGGGGGUGAGGCACCACGUGCCAGGUCCCACGGUGCCCCAUUGACGAAGGGGAAGGCAUGAUCAUGCACUUUGUAGGAGCCCUGCAGCCUAGUCAGUCCUCAUUUGAGCUGUUCAGACUGGAGGAAAAAGCAAAGAUGAAGAACGCGAGCAGGUGUAGUCCGAGCCUGCGAUCGGCUCCUGUGGGAUCCCAGCACCUGCUCACGUCAGUCAGGACCAGAGCGGGGGGACGUGCACUAGGCUAAGCUCGGUUGGUGGGGAAGACAGGAAGAGGCCAUGCCAUCUCCCGCAACUGCGCAAACCGGCCCAGGUUGCUGGCUCGAGGCAAGAGGGACCACGGCCCUUGGGGAUCCCAGGCUUGGCCGGGGAAAAGUAACAAAGCCAAAAGGAAAAUCAAUGUGUGAAAGGGGGGUUUGUAAACGGCAAUUAAAAAAAAAAACAGAACAAGUGAAACCGGCCUUGGAAUGACCUGGGCUAGAAUGUACAAAACCGGCCCAGGGACUUGCCCUCUGGGACCCGGGAUUGUGGCACUUCCUGGCAGGGAGGGGUGCGGCUGGGGCGGGCUCUGCUCGGGCUGCCCCUUUUUCAAAUUUUCUUCCAGGGUUUUGCAAGUGGAAUUUGGGCCGAUGCUCUUUGUCGCACGUGUGCUUCGCUCAGGUCCCUCUUGUGCCCGGAAUCGUGUGCCCCUGGAAGGGAGGGUUUGUCAGAGACAAGCGAAAUAAAAGAUUUGUGUUUUUCAGA
This is a messenger RNA of Chrysemys picta bellii (western painted turtle), 9650 nucleotides long. NCBI's taxonomy places the organism in Eukaryota, Metazoa, Chordata, Testudines, Emydidae. The record is from RefSeq and is a predicted model, not a curated record.